AGGCUUGAUCCUAAUUUAAGGACAUAAUGAGACGGUGCACAUGGAUUUGUAAAAAAAACCAACAACAAAAAAAACACGCAAGUGAUGCUACAAAACUUGGCGCAGACUUGCGCACGUGGCGUCAGUUCAAGUGCGCGCGACGGCACGCUGAUACGUUUGCACAUCCCAAAUAAGAUUAGGCGCUGAGAUUAAAGUGGGACUGAGGAGGCGAUCAGGACUCAGGUGAAAGUCAACCUCGUGCACUCGGGGUCGGUGGAGCAAAAAAAACAACAACCCAAACGUCAUGUUGGCGGCGCUGCGGGCGGGACUGCGCGCGCACUGGCGGCUGCUUCGCUUUCGGCUCGCGCUCACCUCGGGGAUGAACAAAUUGACCUUUCCUAAGAUCGAUGAGAACAAAGAUAACAAGAGUGUUUCUGGAGAAAAGGGUCGUGCAGCUAUAGCAUUCACUCUGAAGAAUGAAGUCGGGGGGCUCGUCAAAGCCCUGAAACUGUUCCAGGAAAACCACGUAAACCUUGUGCACAUCGAAUCCCGAAAGUCCAAGAGGCGCAACUCAGAGUUCGAGAUCUUGGUGGACUGCGACAGCAAUCACGAGCAGCUCAGUGAGAUCAUCCAGCUACUGCGCAAACACGUCAACGUGCUCGAGCUGGACGUGCCAGACAACCGACUACCGGAGGAGAGUGAAAUGGAAAAUGUCCCCUGGUUUCCAAGGAAGAUCUCUGACCUGGAUAACUGUGCAAACCGCGUGCUGAUGUACGGCUCGGAUCUGGACGCAGAUCACCCGGGAUUCAAGGACAAUGUCUACCGCAAGAGGAGAAAAUAUUUUGCAGACCUGGCUAUGAGCUACAAGCAUGGAAACCCCAUUCCCCGGAUUGAGUUUACAGAAGAGGAGGUGAAGACAUGGGGGGUCGUAUUUCGAGAGCUCAACAAGCUCUACCCGACUCACGCGUGCCGCGAGUAUCUGAAAAACUUACCUCUGCUGACCAAGUACUGUGAUUAUCUGGAAGACAACAUCCCACAGCUGGAGGACAUUUCUCGCUUCCUUAAAGAGCGUACAGGAUUCACUAUAAGACCUGUGGCAGGAUAUCUCUCCCCAAGGGACUUCCUGGCGGGACUGGCUUUCCGCGUGUUCCACUGCACGCAGUACGUCCGGCAUAGAUCUGACCCUCUCUACACACCUGAACCGGAUACGUGCCAUGAAUUGCUGGGUCAUGUGCCUCUUUUGGCUGAGCCCAGCUUCGCACAGUUCAGUCAGGAGAUUGGACUAGCUUCACUUGGAGUAUCCGACGAGGAAGUUCAAAAACUAGCCACAUGUUAUUUUUUCACGGUGGAGUUUGGACUCUGUAAGCAGGAAGGGAAGCUAAGAGCGUACGGUGCAGGCCUGCUGUCCUCCAUCAGCGAGCUGAAGCAUGCUCUGUCAGGGAACGCCUGCAUCAUGCCCUUCGACCCCAAAGUCACAUGCAAACAGGAGUGCAUUAUAACAACUUUCCAAGAUGUCUAUUUUAUGUCAGAGAGCUUUGAGGAAGCCAAAGAAAAGAUGAGGGAGUUUGCGAAGACAAUCAAGCGUCCAUUUACAGUGCGUUACAACCCGUACACACAGAGCGUAGACGUGCUGAAGGACACAACUAGCAUCAACUGUGUGGUGGAGGAGCUGAGACACGAGCUGGAUAUUGUAGGAGACGCUCUGAACAGACUCAAUAAACAGUCAGGCAUCUGAAUAACUGUUCCUAUAGAAAUAUAUAUUAUCUGUAAAUGUUUCCAUCAAAUCAACAAAAUGAUUCAGCGAUGAUUUAUUAGAUCAUUUUUAGGGCAAUCACAGGAAAUUUUUCGAGUUGUUGUUAAAUAUGUAUGUAAAAAAAAAUAUAUACUACUCAAAUGACACACCUUGCUGUUAAUUGGACUUUCGAUAUUAUUAUGUGUAAUCUGAGGGUUUAUGCAAGGAUAUUGAAGAAAUUGUGUCUUUUUCAUUGCACAUGGCAGUGAUUUUUCUCUUGGAUUAUGGUAACUGUGGUGGCUUUGGUCAGAGCAGUGUCUUUGUGAUUUCAGCUUUUGUGAAAAUAAGCUAUUCAACUCACCGUAUUGAAAAGCACCUCUGUGUAUUGAUUUUCUCAUCAAUUCUUUUCAGGGUUUACUAUAUUUCUGGUACCUUGAUAUCGUUUUUUUUUUUUUGCACAUGUCACAUGUCACGUGUUUUGUUUUUGCGAACCUAACUGAAUUUUCUGAUUAUAUACUACAUUAUCAUGUCUAUAGACCUUUUAUCUUGCAAUCAGGGAUCCUGGGCAUUUAGAAUGAAAAUGAUUUGUGCAAAUAUGUCAAUGGUCAUUUUGUACAAGAGACUGUAAAGAAUGCUUAUAGCUUCCAAAUAACUUGUGUAAAACAGCCCUCGUGGAAUCCAGUACAGGUUUAACUGCUAGAUGAAUGUGAUAUGUUUGGUUGUGGAAGAGGUUAUUAAAAAUAAAAUUCCUUAUUUUUGUAACAAUG
This is a messenger RNA of Silurus meridionalis, 2478 nucleotides long. RefSeq names its product tryptophan hydroxylase 1 (tryptophan 5-monooxygenase) a (gene tph1a). The coding region runs from base 284 to 1714 and encodes 476 amino acids. NCBI's taxonomy places the organism in Eukaryota, Metazoa, Chordata, Actinopteri, Siluriformes, Siluridae. Gene Ontology annotation, biological process: serotonin biosynthetic process; aromatic amino acid metabolic process. Gene Ontology annotation, cellular component: neuron projection. The transcript has 11 exons. The record is from RefSeq and is a predicted model, not a curated record. Gene Ontology annotation, molecular function: iron ion binding; tryptophan 5-monooxygenase activity.